AAGCAAAAGAAACAAAAAAAAUGGCAGGUCACGGAUCAUCUUGUGGAGCAUGCAAGUUCCUAAGGAGGAAGUGCAACCGCGACUGCGUCUUCUCGCCUUACUUCAGCUACGAAGAAGCAUCGUCCCAUUUUGCAGCGGUCCACAAAGUCUUCGGCGCAAGCAAUGUCUCGAAGCAUCUGCUUCAAUUGCCUCUACAUCAAAGAAGCGUCGCUGCUAUCACCAUCUCCUACGAGGCUCUUUCACGCAUGCGUGAUCCUGUUUAUGGCUGCGUUGCUCACAUCUUCGCUCUUCAUCAACAGGUGGUGACUUUGCAAGAGGAAAUUGAGUUUCUUGGAUCACAGAUGACGAAUUUCUCAUACUCUAAUCAAAACGGAUCACAACUUAACAACGUACCGGAGUUUGUGAAUCAGAUGACAAUGGAUACGACCAGUUUCGUCGACGAGAGUCUUUUGAACUACAAUGAAGAAGGAAGAAACUGCCUUGAUGGGUUCUUCACGAACUCAGAGGAAACGCUCGUGAAUCAUACAUGGCUUCAGGACAUGGAUUAUUAUUACGCACCACAUAAUUAGACACGAACUGGAAAUGAUCGACCCAUAAAAGAUGGAAAGCAUGCAUGGUUUUGUUGUUAUGAUAAAUCUGGUUUUUGUAUUGUUUCUUUGUCGGUCUUUUUACAUUCGCCUUACUUAUCAUAUGCAAUUUGCUAAGGGUUAAGUAGAUCUUAAUUCCCCAAUUAAAAUUGGAUUAUUAAAAAAUAUGUAUUUAGUUUUUUUUUAAUGAUGGGUCUCUCUAUAUGUAAAAAUGUUUGUUUAUCAUUGGGUUAUGUUCUAAUUGAUGUAAUG
This is a messenger RNA of Camelina sativa (false flax), 839 nucleotides long. The record is from RefSeq and is a predicted model, not a curated record. NCBI's taxonomy places the organism in Eukaryota, Viridiplantae, Streptophyta, Magnoliopsida, Brassicales, Brassicaceae.